GCAAAUUUUAUCAAAAAAAAACCGAUAAAAAUAAUUUAAAAAUAUUAUUCUUAUCAAUAAUUUUAUCAUAAUCAUGAUUUUAUUAAUAAUAAAACCGAAAGAAAUCACCACCUUCACUUCAGUUGAUUGAAUAUAGUUUAUUACGAAUACACUCGAUCUAACACGAACAUACACGAAAAUGAGGUUACUGAUUAUAUUUUGUUUGUUUUUGGUAACUUUAAAUGCAGCAUCUGUCAUUGAAACGGCUUUGAAGGAUUUGGGAGAAAAAUUAGGUUUGAAAUUAGAAAUUAACGUUCCCGAUAAGGUACAUACGGACGAUGAUGGCCGACAGUUUGUUUAUAAAAAAGAUUGGGUUGGUAGUAUACCGGUGUUAACCAAAAAGUAUCUAGAUAAUGAAGAAAUUGUAAAUUGGACUUUUGGGAAUUGGUAUUGCACUGUAAGUAAUUUCAUUGCUAAUGCGACAGUUGCUGCCAGCGUGUUUACUUUGACAGGAAUUUCAUGUGACAGAUAUUUAGCUAUAGUUUACCCCUUAGAACCUCGAAUGUCGAAAACUUCAUCUAUAAUCAUCAUCGCGAUCAUCUGGACAACCAGUAUGUUACUGGCGCUUCCCUGUUUACUUUACUCGAGAACAGUAGCUCACGUUACGAAGAAAAAACAUCGAGUUGGUUGCAUACUAGUUUGGCCCGACGAGAAACAUUUCGGCUCAACUUAUGACUUCUGGUACCAAACGACUUUUCUGGUAGUUACUUAUGUAGUACCCAUGGUUUUAAUGUCGAUUUCUUAUACCAUGAUUGGUACGGUACUAUGGGGAUCGGGAUCUAUUGGAGAAAAAACGCAAAGACAAAUGGAUGCUAUUAAAUCAAAAAGAAGGGUGGUGAAGAUGUUUGUAUUAGUUGUAGUUAUAUUCGGAUCUUGUUGGCUACCUUACCACAUCUACUUUAUCUAUGUUUAUUUCGAUACGAAAAUUUUGUUUAAAAAAUACACUCAGCACGUUUAUCUCGGGUUCUAUUGGUUAGCAAUGUCGAACGCCAUGGUAAAUCCCCUAAUUUAUUAUUGGAUGAAUACAAGAUGGCGCUUUGGUUUCAGAUUUAGGAAUUAUUUCAAAUCGGCUAUUUGCGGUAGUUUGACGUGUAUGUCGUACGGAAAUCGAUAUGACACGUAUACGUAUUCGAAAUCAGCGAACGAUACGAUCAAAAUUCGAUUGACGAAUCCUAAGGAACAAGAAAACGAUUAUCGUAAAGGGAACGUCCUGCAGAAUUAUCCUUCGAAGACGAAAUUUGAUAGAGGAGGAGUCGGAAAAAGAUGGUACCGAAGGAGUCGGAAAAAAGUCGAAAACACCAUGUUGUAAAUGAGGAAUUCGAAAAAAAUAUUGUGAUAAAUGUUUAUUGUUGUUAAUAAAGUUUUUUGAGUGUCGAAA
Messenger RNA from Diorhabda carinulata, 1417 nucleotides. Its product is annotated as tachykinin-like peptides receptor 86C. The transcript has 9 exons. Gene Ontology annotation, cellular component: plasma membrane. Gene Ontology annotation, molecular function: tachykinin receptor activity. Lineage: Eukaryota; Metazoa; Arthropoda; Insecta; Coleoptera; Chrysomelidae. Bases 179 to 1348 code for a protein of 389 amino acids. Gene Ontology annotation, biological process: G protein-coupled receptor signaling pathway. The record is from RefSeq and is a predicted model, not a curated record.